Spirometra erinaceieuropaei is the source of this 549-nucleotide messenger RNA. Lineage: Eukaryota; Metazoa; Platyhelminthes; Cestoda; Diphyllobothriidea; Diphyllobothriidae. The record is from the annotation of a GenBank genome assembly.
AUGAGUGUCUGCUACCUCAUUGCUGGGAUGCUUGUCCUCCUGGUCUUUUCAGCCGUAAAUGAAGAUGCAUACAUUCUAUCUGACUCGAAAGCGAAAGCCGACCAACCGCAGAAUGAGGAAUUUGCUUCGCAGAAUGGAGAAGCAAAGGAUAAUUAUGAAGUUCACAACAUCUUCGAAGAUAAGGAUGAAGGAGAAGAAGAAAUGUUGCGUGAUGUUGAUGGGACCGGGCAGGAAAAUGUCCAGUAUCAUGAUGCCGAAGACAGUUCCGACGAAAAGGGAGGUGAUAAUGGUUAUAAUCAUGGUGGACAUGAUCAAGAAGAUGAAGAAGAGAUAGAUUUUGGCGACAAUAUGGGCGAACAUCACUUUGCUAUUUCUGGUUUUGAGGUUGACAUCGCAGUUCACGUCGGUGGACACCAUGGGGCUGACGAACAUUAUUUUGGUGGAGAUGGUGGAUAUGAUGCCGACGAGGAUGAUAAUACGGAUGACAACAAUGAAGAUAAGGAUGAUCAUGGCAUGAAGGAAGACCAUGAUGAGCACGAGGAUGAUUGA